CGCAACACAACAUCCCAUCUUCUUCCUCCUUACAAUCAUUAUCCCCUCUGUUUCUUCAUCGAUUGGGGGAUUUCUUCGCUAUGGCGAAUAUAAUUGGUAACAUCUUCGGUGGUAAAAAACCAGAGGCUGCUGCUGCGCCUUCAAGAGAUGCAGGAGGUUUUGCAGACUUCGCUGGGGUUCCAGACCCAUCACCGGCAUCCAUCUCGCCGUCAUUAACUUCUGCUGUCGCAGGAGUUGGCGCGACUGCUCGACCGGCCUUUCAGUACACGAAAUGGUACCGCGUUUGGGAACGAACCACCGUCGCCGAUUUCUAUACUGAAAUGAUAAUUCUUCCCUUUAUCCUUUUGACGAUCUUAGUGCAUCUUUGGGGUACUGGAUCAAACCGUCGCCGUGCGAAGGCCUGGGCGAAAUCUUUCGCUCCAUUGAUUGCGCAGGAAUAUGCUGUGGUCGGUUUUGGAGGAAGGAAGCCACCUACGGUAGACGAUGUGCAAGCAGAGGGCCUUGUGAAGAGUGUAACGAGCGACGCGUUAGUGAUUCCGGAAGAGAUCAUCAGAGAAAAUUCUCCUGCGGAGUUUGUCACCUACGCAACAGGACGGACAAAUGUUGCCUUCAUGGAUGUCAAGCUGACCCUGAUCAAGCGGUUUAACCCCUUGACCAUUCUUGGGGAAAACAUUAUUGGUUUUUUCUUCGAGAGCAUGCCAGCGACCCAAGAGACUGUUGAGGCUACGGCGUAUGCUUUUGACGGCAAAGAGAAGGAUCUUGUUCCAGUUCCUAAGGGCGAGACCUUGAAAGUUGGUGGGAACUCUUCAUAUGAUGGCUUUGUAUGGGCAGUGGUGAACAAGGAGGUCAUGAAGAGGAUGCGCGAGGAGAGAUACGAUCUCAGCUUAACCACGACAAAGGAGCAUCCCAAACUCCCCACUUGGGCUAGUGUCAUGAGCGAGAAUGCGGAGAUCACGGAGACUCUUCUUACGGCUGAUCUUGCGAAAGCGAUCGAAGAUGCUGGCGAUGAUUUCAUAGCCCUGAUCGUGAGUGAUCAGCCUACUGACAAACCCAAAACCAUCGACGAAACUCUUCCUCGCAAGCGUGUCACUUUACAACUCAAGUUGUCGUCCUACUACCCAGCCAACACACUUAGCCUGUUCCAAUACUUCCUGCGUCUGCCAGAUAUUCUUGUUUCGCAGUGCCACUUCCGCCCAGAAGUUAUGAAGCGCGUUAAGGGAAUUCGAGAGGAUGAAAUCAGGAAGAUCAAAAAAGCUUCAGAAGAAGAAGAAGCAGAAGUACGUAAGGAGAAGGCAGACAGAGAAAAGAAGGAGAAGAGAGAUAAGACGCUUGCAGCACUGAGUGCGGAAGAGCAGAGGAAAUUCCUUGAGAAGGAGAGAGAGAAGGAACAGAGGAGAGCUCAGAAGAAGAGGACAAUGAGGGCAUAGGUAAACUCGAUAAGAGGAAUCGAGAUUGAUAGGGUAGUAAUGGAAAACUACAUAUGUAAUCUUAUAUUUGAUCUAAAUAGGAUUAUGUAGAUUACGUUUUUACUAUAAGUUUUGAUCAACUUGCAGACCUUAACCAUAACUAGCUAGCAUUUUCAAGAGCA
Messenger RNA from Verruconis gallopava, 1588 nucleotides. RefSeq lists its product as uncharacterized. Gene Ontology annotation, molecular function: calcium ion binding. The transcript has 3 exons. Gene Ontology annotation, cellular component: endoplasmic reticulum. The coding region runs from base 81 to 1427 and encodes 448 amino acids. Gene Ontology annotation, biological process: endoplasmic reticulum calcium ion homeostasis. NCBI's taxonomy places the organism in Eukaryota, Fungi, Ascomycota, Dothideomycetes, Venturiales, Sympoventuriaceae. The record is from RefSeq and is a predicted model, not a curated record.